UGUGUGUCGGUGUCAUGCCAUCCCCCUCGCGCCUGCUAGGUGCGCCCCAGCCUCGCGAUAGCCUCUUCCAGAAUCAAAGCUCCCCUCGCGAACUGGAUGCUGACAGACGCGCGGUCAUCAUGCAAAGGUUACAUUGUAUCCAUUUCAGCGAAUCUUACGUACGCGAAGAAGGCACUCUGCAGGACCGACACGUUAUCAAAACGCGAGGCGGAUAAACAAAUAUGCACUGAACACAUUGGCCGCGGUUUUUUUUACUACACGAAGUGUUGAACGAUGCACGCAAGUUUGGGAUUUUGGAUUUGAUCGGAUGGCGUUGUGUGUGCUGGCUUCGCUCGGCAGCAAAGUGGCUUCAUGAGUGUCCAAAGUAACAGUGGAAGUGGUGGAAGUUUGGAGGCGACGCCAUCUUGGUCACAGCUCUCCUCGUCCCCAACGAUUACUCAACAACAUAUAACGGCGACCACCAAGACCAAGGAAGGGCCCAUGGAGGAGCUGCACAGCCUGGACCCCCGGAGGCAGGAGCUGCUGGAGGCCCGGUUCAUGGGGGCGGUCAGCGGGAACACGGGCGGCAGCACCGGGGGCGGCAGCACCGGGAGCGCCAGCGGGGGGGCCAAGGGUCUGGCCAACGAGUGCUCCAACCACAGCUAUGGCAGCCUGGGCUCCUCCAGUGACAAAGAGUCGGAGAACUCUGAUAUGAAGAGGGGCAGCUCCCCUGCCUACUCGACCCCAGAGAAGAAGCACUCUGAGUCUUCCCGGGGGAGGAAGAGGAAAGCCGACACCCAUUCGGACAGCAGCCAGGGGAAGACCUCUACGCGCGGGCCCAAAAUCAGUGACUACUUUGACUUCCAGGGUGGGAAUGGUUCCAGUCCUGGCAGGGGUGUCCCACCCGCCCGGCGCUCCCCACAGAGCUCCCACUCAGCUCCAGGCUCCAUCGUGCGACAGAACAGCUCCUCUCCUACCAGCCUGUGUUUUGGAGAACAGCUGAUGAAUCCUAAGGCCUUGUCCACCAAAUGUGUCCAGACGGAGCUGACGGGGCUGAAGCUGGCCGCGCUGGAGAGCAACAAGAGUCUGGACCUGGAGAAGAAGGAGGGACGCAUCGACGACCUGCUCAGGGCCAACUGUGACCUACGGCGUCAGAUAGAUGAGCAACAGAAGCUUCUGGAGAAGUACAAGGAGAGACUCAACAAGUGUAUUACCAUGAGCAAGAAGCUGCUCAUAGAGAAGAGCACCCAGGAGAAGCAGUCGUGCCGGGAGAAGAGCAUGCAGGACCGCCUGCGCCUUGGCCACUUCACCACGGUGAGGCACGGAGCGUCCUACACGGAGCAGUGGACGGACGGAUACGCAUUCCAGAACCUGGUCAAGCAGCAGGAGGCCAUCAACCAGCAGCGGGAGGAUAUUGAGCGCCAGAGGAAGCUGCUGGCCAAGCGCAAGCCCCCCAACCCGGCCUCGCCCUUGCUGGCCGUCGCCGCGACCUCUGAGCCCAAGCAGCGCAAGACCAAGGUCGUCAACGGCAACGACCCCGACCCCUUCCUCAAGCCCUCUCUGCCACAGCUGCUGUCCCUGGCCGAGUACCACGAACAGGAGGAGAUCUUCAAGCUUCGCCUCGGCCAUCUCAAGAAGGAGGAAGCGGAGAUCCAGGCGGAGCUGGAGCGGUUGGAGCGCGUGAGGAACCUCCACAUCAGAGAGCUGAAGAGGAUCAACAACGAGGACAGCUCCUCGUUCAAAGACCACCCUACUCUGAAUGAGAGGUACCUGCUGUUACACCUACUGGGCAGGGGCGGCUUCAGUGAAGUCUACAAGGCUUUUGACCUGUUUGAGCAGCGCUACGCUGCGGUCAAAAUCCACCAGCUCAACAAGAACUGGAGAGAGGAGAAGAAGGAGAACUACCACAAACAUGCAUGCCGAGAGUACCGGAUACACAAGCAGCUGGACCAUCCCAGAAUAGUCAAACUCUACGACUAUUUCUCCCUGGAUACCGACACGUUCUGCACGGUGCUGGAGUUCUGCGAGGGCAACGACCUGGACUUCUACCUGAAGCAGAACAAGCUGAUGUCGGAGAAGGAGGCUCGCUCCAUCGUCAUGCAGAUCAUCAACGCCCUACGCUACCUCAACGAGAUCAAACCCCCCAUCAUCCACUACGACCUCAAACCUGGUAACAUCCUCCUGGUGGACGGCACGGCCUGCGGCGAGAUCAAGAUCACGGACUUCGGCCUCUCCAAGAUCAUGGACGACGAUAACUACGGCGCCGACGGCAUGGACCUGACCUCUCAGGGGGCCGGCACCUACUGGUACCUGCCCCCAGAGUGCUUCGUGGUGGGGAAGGAGCCUCCUAAGAUCUCCAACAAGGUGGACGUCUGGUCUGUAGGAGUCAUCUUCUUCCAGUGCCUCUAUGGACGCAAGCCCUUUGGACACAACCAGUCCCAGCAGGACAUUCUCCAGGAGAACACCAUCCUGAAGGCCACAGAGGUCCAGUUCCCCGCCAAACCGCAGGCCAGUACGGAGGCCAAGGCGUUCAUCCGGCGCUGUCUGGCGUACCGGAAGGAGGAGCGCUUCGACGUCCACCAGCUGGGGGCGGACGCCUACCUGCUGCCCCACAUGAGACGCUCCAACUCCUCCGGCUCCCUCCAGCCCGCCUCCUCCUCGCUCUCCACAUACUGAUUGGCUCCCCUGGACAUGACUGACGACGCGCUCCGGCCAAUCCCGCGACGGGUUGGUGGAUGAAACGGGUGGGGCUGGAGAGAGGGGGGGUUGGGGGGUGGAACAGCCGUCCGGCUGGGGUGCCCCCCCUCAGAGAGUAGAUAGACUGAGUAGGUGGUGAGGUGAGGUGAGGGGGGCCGGGGGCCGAGGGCGCUGGAGAAGGGACUGGGUUUGCUGCCGGGUGGGCCGGGGGGUGCGAGGUCACUCUGACUCUGACCAGCUCGCCGCCGAUGUGUUUUCAAACUCCUAACCCCCCCCCCCCACCUC
This is a messenger RNA of Gadus chalcogrammus (walleye pollock), 2961 nucleotides long. RefSeq names its product serine/threonine-protein kinase tousled-like 1-B. The record is from RefSeq and is a predicted model, not a curated record. The transcript has 22 exons. NCBI's taxonomy places the organism in Eukaryota, Metazoa, Chordata, Actinopteri, Gadiformes, Gadidae. Gene Ontology annotation, molecular function: protein serine/threonine kinase activity; ATP binding. Gene Ontology annotation, biological process: peptidyl-serine phosphorylation; chromosome segregation; intracellular signal transduction. Gene Ontology annotation, cellular component: nucleus. Bases 352 to 2655 code for a protein of 767 amino acids.